AUGCCAGCAGUUGAGUCAGAGUCUGCAGAAGUGCCUUCGACAUCGGCAGUUGUUGACGCUGUUUUAGUGGUUUCCUCCUCUGCAGUGUUUUUUGACGCGCAAAUCCUCAUUUUACCUUCAAUGAAGGUAAGGGAAGUAAGGAGUCAGUACUGCGCUCCAGAGAGGAUUGGCUCUCUUCAUAGAUAUCUUCUACCCACUGCUUCAAGUCUGUGUCAAGAUCACUUGGAUGCUCAAGAUCAGGAUGAGGACUACUUUCUUCAUGUGGCAUCUCAAUGGUCUCUUCUGAUAUUUGGGCCUUUAGAUAAGCUUGAUGCAGUGUGCCACAUCCACUCGGAUGUAACAAUGAGGGAGUUUCGCUGCCGGGUUGCCAAUCAUGACAUUGAAACAUUCAUUGAGGGUCGCCAAUUUGGGCAAAUGGCUGGGCUCAGGGUACAGUUGACGCUCUCCGGCAUGAACUCUACCCAUUUCUCAAAUGGCACCAACAGCUGA
Messenger RNA from Knipowitschia caucasica, 489 nucleotides. The record is from the annotation of a GenBank genome assembly. NCBI's taxonomy places the organism in Eukaryota, Metazoa, Chordata, Actinopteri, Gobiiformes, Gobiidae.